Molecule: messenger RNA, 2471 nt
Organism: Vitrella brassicaformis
Lineage: Eukaryota; Vitrellaceae
Source: the annotation of a GenBank genome assembly
UCAUAUCGUCGUGCACGGAGAGGGCACUGCGGGUGAUGGGAUGUAGAAGGGCGGGACACCCAGGUACUCAGACAUGCCCAGCACAAACAACUGAUUCAUCAUACAAGCAUCCAGCAUGGAUGCGAAUGCGUUUGACGGUGUAUCUGCCUCACUUGCUGUCUGUGUAUGUUGAGGAACGAGCACAGUUCAGCGCCGGCACGGAUGGUCCAUAGGAAACGAAGUUCUUGCCGAUCUGCACUCAUGAACGCAUACGCAAUCAGCAUCUAGAACAAUCAUUCAAUCAGCUUACGUGUGGUUGAUGUGCACCGGCACACAUAGGGAUUCCACUCCUCCUCCAGCGGACAAAACUCGCACUCCUCCCCUUCGUCAGAUUCAGCUGCUUCCCUUUCCGACGGGAGUGGUGGGGGUGGAGCCUCGCCGUCUUUCUUCUGUGGGUGUGCAGGAGCGACAGAAGGAAGCUGGAAGGGCAGCUUCUCUUUUGCCUCUUCUCUCUGUCGUGGUGGUGUCACACGAAGUGAAGUCACGGAUGGCGGUGGUGCGGUCGGCUCCAUUUUCUUGUCUUCUACUGUCUUGACGUCUUCUACUGUCUUGAUGUCUUCUGCCUUCUUGGCCACCAGUGUCGGUGUCGGCUUUGGGGUGGGCGUAGGCUUUGGUGUGGGUGACGGUGAUGGUACCGCGAGGUUGCGGAAGACAUCGAGUGGCGGCAGGGUCAGGUUGCCGUACAGACUUGUACUGUACAACAUGCCUGGAAAAGGCAAGGUCAGCCAUAGAGACAUGGACUUCUGUCUGCAGGCAUCGCACAUGCAUACCGUUGUCCCGCAUCUGCUGACGGAAGGUUUUUGAGUCGCGGUAGAUCUCAUCAGCCUGUAUGAAAGAGUACGCCAAACACCAUCAAUCAGUGUUCGUCCUUGCUGGUGUGGUUUCAAUGACUCACUCGUUUGGCGACGUCGAGAAUGCUCUCGAUUGUGUUCGCGAAUCGGGUGGUGGCGCUCUCCACCUACACAUCAAGCAUUCCAUUUAUCCAUCCGUUCAUCCAUCCACCCCACACACAGCCAGCCAGCUAGCCACCCACCCACACUCUGAUACUCACCGCCAGGCCGAUGACUCUCGUGUCGUCGUGCUGAUUCACCCUUUCCUCCUUCUUCAUUUCGUCUCUCCCACCGACAGCCAGCUGCACAAAGCUCGAUCCCUUCCUGUCGGCUCUUAGCAUGGCGGGUGCGUUGAGCAGCGUCAUGAUGGGCCAGCUGGUGAGCAGCGAACGAGGCGAGAAAUCAACCACGCGCCUGGCAUCGAUGAAGCUGGACUGCGCUGCUGUGGGUGGAGGGGCUGCUGUUGUGGUGGUUGUGGUGGGUGUGCUGGUUGGUUGGGCGGUUUGCUGUGGUUUGAGCUCAUGUGUUUGCUGUGGUUUGAGCUCAUUGACUACCUUCUCAAAGACUUGUGCUGCUUUCUCCCGCACCUGCCAUACAAAUCAAAAUGUGUCUCUGUGUAUGGAAAGCUGUGUGCUUGCCUCCCUGACGAUGUGCCAGCACUGGUUGAACAACUGCGUGAAGCUCGCGUCAUCAACCCUCAAUACAUACGUAUAUGGGGGCUGCAUGGUCGACACAACAGACACGUGUCUCACUGAUGUGUCUCAUCCCUCUCUGGUCUCACCUGCCCGUCUCUUUGCUUCCUCUCGGCUUUGGUAUGUGCGUCCACCGAACAGCCGAUUUCACACAGCAGAGCCUCGUAGAAGGACAAAGUCGGCAGCUGACACUCCAGCGCGUAUCGGGCCAUGACACACAUCGACUUGUCCAGCUCCUUCUCUUUUUUCUGCACCGCAGCCGCCGCUCCCAUGUCGGUGUCCUGCAGCAGAUGUAUCAGAUCCGGGAUGAAGCUAGAUGCACGGUUGGCGAAAUCAGACAGCCGGGCACGCUGCAUGAAUGGAAGGGAAGGCAUGCAUAAGAUGUCAGAUGUGAGGUGUUGCCUCACGUGGGGAAGUAUCACUGCGGCCACUCUGUCCAAGUAAGAGGCGCGGCAGCACACAGGGGCGUCUCGGUAGCGAAGACACAUCGUGCUCGCCGCACCCGCCUGACACACACACACAUGGACCAGCCAUCAGCCAUCAACCUUCAACAAUUCUUUUCCCCUUUCGUGUCUUGCACCUUGGGAAGCGUUUCUGCCUUCAUCCGAUGGAACUCUUUCCCACUCUCGCCGUGGGGCUCAUGCCCAUCCCUGACACCGCCCUUGGUGCCGUUCUCCUCCUGUCGAUACACGUCCACCGCCUCACCCACCCCAUCGUAAUAGCCCUCGGCCACACUCACGCCAUCAGCAAACACUGACCGCACCAAAUCUGGACCUCUGCACUGCUCGCCGUCCGGUGCCGCGGUAUUUCUCUUGCUGCUCUCAUUCUCCUCUGGCUUGCCAGAUGUUGGUGCAGAUUGAGCCAGCUGCAGCCAUUGAUGUGCUGCUGGCAGGGCAGUAUGCUUGUUCAU